AAAUUCCUCAAGCAAAGCCACGGGUGCCAAGAUGCCGUUGAUUCAAAGCACAGCAGACGCGCUGCCAUACAUAGACGCGGCGCCGUCCCCGGAAGCAAUGGAAUCGGCCAACGCUUUGAUCCAAGCAGAAGUGUCGGCGGAAAAUCAGACGUCUCUGCAUCCUUCUCUUCCAGCUUUUGAUGCGCCCGCCUUCUCCGAAUUGAUCACUGCAGAGCAUGCCCGCUUGGCAACGGGAGGGGCGAAGGCAGGUGGCAUUGAUCUCACUCGCUACGAGGCCCUCGACGCUCCGGAAAAGGGCAAUCUGGAAGCGUGGAAGGCGACACUCGCCCAAGCGUAUGCGAGCGUGGAGUACCUUCGCGGACGGGAGAUCAAUCUAGGCUUGCUGGAGACGUACGGCAAGAAUGCAUGGCUCAUUGCAAACAGCCAAUUAGAGGACAUUCUGAGGAGUCUGGAGAGGGAGGUGGAGGCGUCGAAGCUGGAGUUGGAGCAAGUGGCGCAGGCUCGGCGGGUCGCGCAGGAGAAUGUGGCGGGCGAGAUGCAGAGUCUGGAGGAGACGUGGAGGAAGGGGGUGGGGAGGAUGAUUGAGACUCAGGCUGCUGUGGCGGGGCUUAAGCAGGAGAUGUUGGAGAGGAAGCGUGCGGCUGCCGCUGUGGCAUCAUGAGGAGUGCCAUUCAAUCGACCAAGCUCAGCCUCGAGAGUGUGUGCACGCGCAUACCGACUCUCUUUCGAGAUGGCCCAGGGCGCCAUGUGCACCACGUGGAGCUCCUGCCAUGCACACGUCCGGAAAGAACACGCUUCGACGAGGUGGGAUACACACGCAGUCACGCG
Molecule: messenger RNA, 828 nt
Organism: Neohortaea acidophila
Lineage: Eukaryota; Fungi; Ascomycota; Dothideomycetes; Mycosphaerellales; Teratosphaeriaceae
Product: Pre-mRNA-splicing factor SPF27
Exons: 1
Coding region: 32-661 (209 amino acids)
Biological process (GO): mRNA processing
Cellular component (GO): catalytic step 2 spliceosome; precatalytic spliceosome; Prp19 complex
Source: RefSeq, a predicted model, not a curated record